Porites lobata is the source of this 23017-nucleotide messenger RNA. NCBI's taxonomy places the organism in Eukaryota, Metazoa, Cnidaria, Anthozoa, Scleractinia, Poritidae. The record is from the annotation of a GenBank genome assembly.
AUGAGUACUGCAGUCUCCUCGCAGAAGACUAUGUUGCAUAUAGGAGGCUUUAUUGAAGUAAAUACCGCGGACAAAGGAUGGAAUAGCGCUGGUGUACAGCCUGCUAUUGACCUAGCAAUAAAGCACAUCAACAACAGGACAGAUAUUUUACCAAAUCAUACUAUUCAGAUACAUUGGAAGGAUACAAAGGUAAGCCUAUUUCGGCUAAAUAUCUUUAAAAAAAAACAAGGUGAAAAAAAAAAAAACAAUUGAAAACAAAGUAUCAAACAGGAAGAUAUGAAAUCGAGUAAUUUGUUUCACCUUAUUGAGUUAUAAGUUGUGCCAAGUACCAUAGCUUGCAUACUUUCCUCUAACGAUUUGGAAUUUUUCAACUUAAAUAUCAUAACAGGGCCGUUGCCGUAACCGUAAUAGGGAGCUUAAGCAACAACGACGGGGACAGCCAACGAAAACGUCACUUAAAAAGUAAAUUUCGCGCUGCCUCAAACUUUAAAGGGCUUAUUCCAUCUCGUUUAAUUGGUCAAAUGUUGGCGAAUUUUUUUGGAGUUAAAUUCUAAAGGACUGUAUCAAAGUUCAAGAAAAGAAAAAGAAAGUUGCUGUCUUGUGUUCCCGUCCUCGACAAAACGUUAAAUUAGGCACUUUCAUGUUGUAGUUGUGCAACGACGGCAAACAAAUGUACAAAAAAAAAACGUGUUGCACGUCAGUGCAAAGUUGUUGUUUUGCUAAUAUCCUUUUGCUUCGUUGCCGUUCUUGUUGCCGUCGCCAUCUUCGUUGCUUAAGCUCCCCAACUGUAAGGCAAACUCUAGAAAUUAAAAGCUUUUACCCCUCGGUUGCGUCUCUACUGGUUGAAGACAUGUCAUGGCUCGUGCCGCUAUAUCCAGGAACACAAUCUUUGGCUGACGCGCUCGGCAAGUCUGUUUCGAGUUAAUUCACGGGAUUAUAAGUCAGUGUCUUGUUUCAAUACGUAGUUCACUUACCCUUUCUUUAAAAUUACAAACCUUUAUUAACCCAGAAAUUUUGGCCAGGGUAAUGAAAGAGAGCUUCUUUCUAACUUGACGAAUGCAAGGAUUAUUCAAUCAACACCUCACUUUUUGUCUUUCGUUUUUUUUUUCUCGUUUUAAUUUUUGGGAGUGAGAUAAAUUACUGCUCCAAGAGCUCUCAUGUUUUGCACAAGACGAAAUUUCAAUCAUGAUGAUGCAUAUUUAUGAAAAGGAAUGUACAGAUCGUUUUUCUUGGAUCACGAACCAAACUGAACGAAGUUUUAUUUUCAUAAUUUGAGUAUUAAAAAUGGAUAGGAUAGGAUCUGGAUGGGAACGGAAAUAAAUGAAAGCAGCUAAUACCAGGUGUGAACAGUCGAUUUUUAUUUGAAUACCUAAUGAUCUACCAUUUUGCAUGUAAGUAAUUUUGGAGAAAUUGAUGGCGCAAGUUUAUUAAAAAUAUCGGACAAGAAUCAGACAUGUAAAACCUUAAUUAUGGCCACGACUUUAUCUAUUUUUACGUGGGAUUAGUGGAUAGGUUCUAGUAAUCCAUGAAAGUAGACUUGAGUAAACGAGUACUGUACUUCGAGGCAGUGACUUUGCCACACAUGUUAUUAGAUCUGUAAUAAAAUAGCCAAAAAGCUGCUAGCAAAAAAAAUUGCUAGUAAGAAGCUGGAUAACUUGAGGCAAAAGAGGAAAUUAAACCGGCUUAAAAUAGCUAAUGAUUGAUAAGGUCGGUUAUUAUAGUUUGUAAAGUAUCUUUACUUCAUUUGUACUGUCGAACUUUGAAGUGAUAAUUACGCUUUGUAGUAGCACUGUCGUAAUUUGUAAUAAACCGCAUCCCACUUUGUAUGAUGGCGCUUACCAUAUUUUAUUCUGAAGAUGCGAGCAAUAUGCCAUCGAUUCGAUGGUAUAUUUGGAAAGGAGGUUGAUCAAUGGCAUAUUUGAUUGGAAACUACAAUUGUAGGCUGCUUGGGCCACACUGAACUAAAACUGAAAUGGUGUACACUGCUACUCGAUGACGAAAUAACUGAAUUUCUGUCUUUAACUGAUUGGAAAAAACGAAAGAAUAAGUAAAACAUGUAGCUCGAUGGAUGUUAACCUACUUUGUACUCGGUGCCGGUGCCCGAGUACAAGGUCGAGUCCUUGUACUUGGGCACAAAAGUGGGCAUCAGGUCCCUGUGCGCACACCGUUUUUGUUACUUAAUUCUGAGGACGUCCUCUGCUUUGUACUCGCUGCUAAGAUCAUGUAUUAAAAUGGCGUCUGACAAGGCGAAAUGUAGUACUUAUGUACAAAGUCACUUAUAUGGUAGUCAAGGUGUGAACGCAACACCAUUUGAGCCGUUAGCCAGGCACUGAUUUCCGGGAACCAAGAGGAACAGCCCCAAUUUUAGUCACCUGGUUUGAAACCCGGCAAAUCUCAGGCUCUCCUCUGGUCCAAAUAUCAGUUCUAGGUGAUUCCAUUGAAAUGCCUUCAUACGUAUCCUUGCUAACUGUUUAUUAAAUCAUCCACCCAAAUUGCGACAGUUUUUUUUAUUACAAAAUGAUACGUGUUUUACUAAACUUUGUCGACCUGGUGUUUCAAAGUGCGAUAGAUGUGCGAUGGAUUUGGUAUUACAAAGUGCGAUGAUUAUUAGAAAUUGCGACAUUACAGCUUUUGGAACCAAUUUUUCACACAGUUGUUUCGCCGAAGUCGUCUCUACCUUUGUCUUUUUGCUUUGUCCAGGGGCAUUAUUUUGGUAGCGACACCUUCCAUUUUUGAAUCUCUCAUACUUGGACAGAUUUAUCUUUAUUGUAAAACCAUUUUAACACAUGUAUUACACAUAGAUGAAAUUUGUUAUAACUUUAUUUUUUGGGUAAUCCGACUAAAUAUCACGUGACAAUUACGUCACAAUAGUUUUGGUUCUAAAUCGAAUUUCAGCUCUUAUCGUCAUUUUCUUUGAAAAUGCAUUACGGUACGUGUACUUUGGGUGCUUGUCUUCUGCUGUACGAAGAAAAGAAAUUUCGAGAUAUCUUGGCAUUUCUAUAAAAAGGGUAAGAAAUGUGCAUGAACUGAAGACAGGACUUACUGCCUAGGAAUUUGCAUAAUUUAUACCCUAUUUGAAGAAAUUCAAAUAUAUCUCGUAAUUUCUCUUAUACAUUUUAGUGAAACUUCGCACAGCAGAAGACAAGCAACCAAAGUACACGUACCGUAAUGCAUUUCCAAAGAAAAUGCCAAUAAGGGCUGAAAUUCUAUUUAGAGCCAAAACUAAUGUGACAUCAUUAUCACUUGAUACUUAUUCCGAUACCCCCCAAAAAUGAUAUCAUGAUAUAUUUUCAUCUAUGUGUAUUGUGGUAAAAUGGUUUUACAAUAAAGAUCAAUUUGUUUUAGUAUUAGAGAUUAAAAAAUGGAAGGUGUACCUCAUACAAGUUUUUCAUGAAUCGGUGUCUGAUCUCACCUCAUUCUAUAGGAAAAUUCAUUACCUGACGAGGGAAUUCCACGUUAAAUUGCACGCGAAAACCGAUAUCGCACGAAUCGCGAAGCGAUGAGUGCGAUAUCGGUUUUCAAGUGCAAUUUAACGUGGAAUUCUCGAGUCAGGUAAUGAAUUUUCCUUGAAUCGCAUAAUUGAAUAAAAAUCAGAAGAAAAAAAAGAAAACAGCAAUAAUAUCUAUUGUUUGUUUUUAUCCUGAGCGCGCUCUCCAGAAAGCCAUUUCAAAGUCAACUGUCAGAACUGUCAUUGCGUUAGCGAAUAGGAAGCAAGGUCAGUUCUUACACGUUUGAACCUUCGACAACUUUUUUUGUACCUUGUGCUUGUUUUCACAUUUGUUUUCAAACUUUUUUACAUGUAAACAAGCUUCACACUAAUCGUAAGGAUAAAUAGAGGUAUUUUACUGAAUUUAGAAGCCGUUUAUGUAGAACGUCUUUUUUCAAAUUGGUCAUUUGCUCGAGAAGGAAAAUAAUUUACACCUUUUACCUCUUCGGCGGCAAAACUGAAAGAAAUCAAGUAUCCAAGCGAAAGCACUGAAAGUUUAACAUGUUUAACGUCGCGAUUGACAUAAGGUAAGUACCCUGAAAUGUUUUAGAAAUGCUGUUCAAGUUCAGCUCUGUUUUGUACUUUUCUAAGUACCACGAUUCAGGACGAUUGCAAGCGGCGUACUCUUUUUUGUGUUUUCAGGGGCCAUGUCCUCUUUAAAGGUAUUUAUUUCUUCUUCUGUAUAUGGGACAAUCGACCCCGGCACUUCCUCCGUUGUCGCUUCUCCGUUUUGUUUGGUUGAACUUUGGAUUGCCAUUUUCUGGGCCGUGUUCACAGGAUUUUCUUGUUUUCUGGUUGUCGCGAGUGAAAGAGGUUUUAUGUCUCUUCGAGAAUCUGUAGUUCAGUUCAAAACAAGGAAGAACCUCCGGCUCACUUUAAAAAACGCUUUUGUUUGUUUUUAACUCUUCAAAAAGUGACAAUGAAUGGUUUUGAAAACAUUUUAAAAUGACAUAGAAAACCAUUUUUGCAUGUUGUUGUGUUAGAAUUUGACGAUAGUUGUUACGUAGAUGCGAAACAAUAUCGCUUAGCCUCGUUUUCAACUCGCAAUUCCACACUAAAUACCUCGCUUCGUUAACCAAUCAGAAUGCGAGAUUUUACUUUAUUAUGCGAUUCUAACAAGUAUUGAUAAAAAGCUUAGAGUAGUGGUGGCCGAAAGGUAUAGGAUUGCAAUUAAUUAUUAGUAGGUCCUUGAUUUAAAACUUGGCCAUUAGAAUUGUACAGCGCUUAGAGACGUUAUGAUAAUCGCUAUAUAUAAGCAUUGUAUUAGUAUAUAAUAUUUGUAUUAGUGUUCAGAUGCCUACGCCAUCAAAGCCCUCGUUGAGCAGCUACGGAAACCACCGACCAAAGUAGCAUUGAUAGGUCCCGGAUGUUCUAUCUCAGCUGUGCUUGUGGCGGCUGCCUCACACUUUUGGAACUUGAUUCAGGUUUGUCACUAGUCUCCCUUGCAGUCGUUUUAGUCUCGUCACGCAACGUUCCUCCUUAGCCUUGCGUGACGCGACAAAAGUGGCUGCGAGUGAGACUAGGUUUGUCACAUGCAAUAGCUUUUUACCGGUGUCAAUUUAUAAUUACUGUCAAUUUGUCGAGAAUUUUGAUCAAGCUGGUUUCAGAUGGCUACAACACCCAAUGAAGAGAUUUGGCCAAGAGCCAUGAGUAUAGUAAGCAGUGUAAGGAGCAGACCCAGUUAACAAGGGAAGUUUCCAUUUUUAGGAGGUGGCUUGGUCGGGGCAUUGUAGUCUUGGGUAAAUCACUUGAUAAAGGGGAAAGGUUCGCGUAGUGGUAAAAGUAAGGAACUUAAGCACCAGAUGUUCUUGAUUCACGAACGGCAUAGCUGGCCGCGCACAACUGGAUCGGGGACGCGGUUUACGCGCCAAAUGCAAAUCAUUAAGCAAACCAACGUGAAGCCUUCACGAAUGCCGACAGAAUAAUUCAGUUGAAAAUGUCUACGUCUACUACGCUUUUAAAGUUCUAACAUGACAAAAGAACAUACAAGUAUUAAAAACUGUUAUAUUGGACAUCAAAUGUAAACAAUUUUAAUUGUCUUCAUACUCACGUUUCUGAACCUCUGGUUUCAACCUGAGAACUCGCGUUUUGAAGUCCGUGACCGCAGCCCAAGAACUUCUUGACAUGCGGAGUAGCUGUCAUGCUGCAAUAAUACUUCCGGUUAGCGUCCGCGGUACCAAGAACGUCUGGUGUUUAAGUUCCCUUGUGAGAACAGUCACGACCUCCAGCAAAUGUUCUCCAUUGUUUUCCCUUUGUCUCACCAAGGUACACUGUCCCAUUUCCAAAUCCGUUCUGGACAGCGCGGUUUUUUUUUUGACAAGGAGACGAGGCCAACCGCUUAACUUUUUUUACGCAAUUAUCUAAGCUAAGGCCUGUUUCAAACGUCGUGCUACAGCCCUGCUAAGCUGGCUCGACUGGUGUGCAGCUCUACUGCAGCACAACAUUAGCACGACUUGGUUUUAGACGUCGAAAUUAAUUCAGUCGACUAGACUGGCUGUUGCCGAAAACAAAACACAAAAAUAAAGAAACGGUUUAGCAAACUUUUAAAUAUUUUUCUAAAGUAUUUAUAAUUUAUGAAUUGUGCUCGGCACGGCGGUAACACGACUUGGUUUCAAACGUCGCACUACUGCCGUGCUAAAGUCGAAUUUAAUUCGAUCAAUUGAGUUCGGCACGGCAGUAGACCGACGUUUGAAACGAGCCUAAGACCGGCUUUUAAACAUAGUCAUCAUAUUUUUGUUUAUUUUGUUUUUAAGGUGUUUCGAUACAGUUUUUCGGAGACCAUACCGAUAUUUUUCGAUAGCCUUUAAUGUGAUUUUAUUCUUGCCCCAGCGGUAUACCCUCAUGACGUAUAUAACAAUGUGUGAAAUCUUCAUUAAGAUUGAUUCACUACAACAACUUGAAGUUUCAAGACGAACCCAGGCUACGAACCCAAAAAUCCUGUUUAUGCUAAUAUUUCAAAUUCAAAAUUAUUCCAAAUUAAUGUGCACCAUGCCUUCCUCCAUGACUAUAGUACAUUUCAGUAUGAAGUUUAUUGCAUCUUUUGAGUGUAGAACGUUAACAAUUGUUGGCUUCACACUAGAGCUUCAAGUAUAAUCUAAGUGUACUUGGAACCUACUUUGAGCAUGAAGUGGUAAAAUGUGCCCACUUCAACUUUACUUGGUGACCAUGGAAACGUUCGUAGUUCAAAGAAGCCGAUGUUCGCCGCCAAGUAUGGGCUACACCACCCUUGAGAACACACUAGACCAAUAGGAAAUGGAAGCUAUGUGCACGUGCAGCGGUACAAAGAUUCUAAUGAACGGAGAGAUUGACAGCUUUUACUUCAAGUAAUACACUCUGUCAAGAAGUGUGAAGCCAUGUUUUCUACAGAGCAACUUAAGAUUUUCGAGUGCACUUGCUUACUUACUUUUCACGGAUGUUAUUUUUGCUAAAUACCUCACUUUAAGUUCCUGGUGUCGGAUUUUCAGUAUCAGGGUUAUCGUUAUGCAAAGGUUUUUGUUGAUUGUUGUCAUAAUAAUAUCGAUUUUACUUAAAACUGCAUUUUGACAAACUUAAAUCCAAAGUCAGUCAGUGGUUAAAUUUUUUUUAUACCGAUCGGACAAGGACAAAAUCACUUUUAAGGCGAUUUAAAAAAAUCGGUAUGGCCUCUGAAGAACUGUGUGGAAACACCUUAAAAGACCUUGUUUGAUUGUCCACUAAGACCUUUGUUGAUAUAAAUCAAGGCAGGACUAGCCUGUUCCAGGCUCCAAGAUAGUCGGGUCCGCGGGGAUUGAGAAAGCGCGAACAUGAAGAAACAACGCCCCGUCCCCCUUUUCGCGUACCUUUCACUUUCGCGUCUUCCCCUCUCUUUCGCGCCAAACCCCACUAUCUUAGAGCCUAAAACAGCUAAGGUAGGACUUCAGGGGCGGAUCUAGGGGGAGGGUGCAGGGGGUGCGCCCCCCCCCCCCACCGAGAUGACCUGCGGUUUUCUAAUACAACUGGUAUACUGCAAAAAAAAAACUGUGUGGUUUAUUGGUGUUGAAGUAGAGCAAGAGACGAGUGCACCCCCUCCUAAAAAAAAUCCUGGAUCCGCCCCUGGACUUACAAUGCCAUAGGGUUAAUUAGCGAAAAACUAAGGGAAAAUACUUAACACAUACAUUACAUCAAAUUCAUUGUCAUUUCAGUUGGGAUUCAGUGCCGGCUCUUCUAGUCUUUCUGAUAAACGUCGAUUUCCGUUAUUCUUCCGGGUUAACGGCCCAGAAUUCACUCUGUACAAAGCUGCUGUUUCACUUCUGCACAGAUUCAACUGGAAGCGAAUUGCAAUUGUAAAACAGGACGAGGAUCUCUUCAACGACGUAAGUUGACAUUCAGUCUCUGUAAUAUCUCAUCUUCCCUAUUCUAGACGUUUUGAGACUGGGCAAUAGGCUGAUUAAGCAAAAGAACGGGAACGUCAGUUGAAGACGGCGCGCACAAAUCAAACAACUGGCUUGACCAAUAGCAGAGCGGCAAAUUGGGCACCGGAAGUCGAGUUUAGUCCUUUCCGCGCGCUUUCCCGUCGUCAAAUGACGUUCACGUCCUGUUGCUAAAUCAUCCUAAUAAGAUAACAAACUACACAUGCUAGGCCACUAGAUUUUACUUGUUUAUGACUGACUUGGCGCCAAUAUUUUACAUUGAUUUUAGAGUAACGAGAGAUCCACUUUGUUCUCUGUUUUAUAUCAGGUGCACGAGCGUCUCCAGACAAUGUUAAAAAAAGAAGGGAUAUCCGUCAUUACUGCAAACAGCUUUGUCAAGGAUCCAGAUAACGUCAUAACUGAUCUUAAGGUAUCAAAAGUACGAGGGUGGAUCGGAACUUCCGUCUUUCGCCUGUCACAGUCACAUUCUCUCAAACUAGCUUUCUUCUACUUCUAUACAUCAUUGCAGCCUUAUCUCAGUUUCUAAAAGCAUUUACCGCUGGCAGUCUUGAGCAGGUAUGGCCAUGGACAGUUUUGGCAAUGUGUCGGAUCCUUGAAAAAAUAUUUAAAGGCCGUUUUGAUUUCUGGAAACGAGGCGUAAAUGUUAAGCAGCAAAUUCAAGGAGGGUGAAAAUGGUGAAUUUUCUAUCAAAUGGAUAUCAUUGUGAGCACAGUAGUCCUUUUUAGGUGUCCUUUGUGAGGAGCCACAUUGUGGUGAUGCAAUGGAUUCUAGACCCGAGUUCAAGUCAUUUUUUGACUUGCAGGAGAAUACGUGAGAGAAUCUUUGGAAAAACUGAAGUUGUGUAAUAUGUGGCAGGGAGUGUUGCUUUUUUAACAACAGGCCCUUGAGAAAUGAAGAAAGGGGCGAACAUUUUCGUUCUUGAACAGAAGACUGUUAAGACUAUAAACUGGACCGCUGGACGUAUGUUUCAUCUUCGGCUAGCAACACCAUACUAAAACGCUCAUCUUUAAUAGUGGAGAAAGAAAUCUAACACACUUAACAACUAUAAAAGCUUAUUUUUUUAGUUAUUUGUUUGACGCUACCAGCAGGACGCUGGGUAGAUAUACUGUGAAUCAAUGAAGAAGGCCAAAAAUUGCUGACAGCAUUUGUUACCCCUUUUUGUGAGUUUUACUAGCCUGAAAGAUUUAAAAAUGGCUCUCCUGUAGGGGAGCGAGCGUAAGCGUGCGGUGUAGCCGUAAGAGGGUUUUGACUCGCUGAGAUCAUCAUUGUAUAUUCCGAGCGAAAGCUAGCGCAAAAUGUUACGCGAAACACCACUUAGCUCUGAGCAGAAAAAAGUUCCUUCUACUUAAAGAAAACUUCUUUUUCAAGACACGAUGAGUUAGAAUCUAUUAAUUACUUCGUCCUUUUUUUGAGAACAAAGAAGUUGCAAACUUACCCAUGUUUUCUCUCACAGAAUAGAAGAGCUCGUAUUAUUGUCAUCUUGAUGUACGAGGACAAAUCGAGAAUGGUCAUGUGUGAGGUAUGUAAUGCUAUUAUAAUGAACUGAAUGUAAAGCACGGCGGUCAAAGCGUUUUGUCAGAGAAAUUCAGUCGGUAGAGCUCGUGACAGAGUGGGAGGUUGAGGGUUCGAUUCCCUGGGCCGGGCCAUUACUGAUGGUCUUUAAAUAACGGAGAAAUGAAGGUACUUCCUUUGCCCUACAAACGGCUGGACCUUCGCGUGGCUCGGAUGAUCAAGUAAAAUGGUGUUCCCGUCCCCACUGAAGGAGAGUCUUCAAUUAGUGCCAAACACAUUGACACUCAAGUAUAAUGCAUUUUUUUGUCCUAUUUUUUGAUGGAAUAAAUAUGGCGCAUGUACAUUGUACAUGGUCCUCUAGAAAACGUGGUUUAUUUUUUUUAUCGUAAUUAUCAUAUUUUUAGCGUAGUUCGGCUUUCGUAUGAUGUAAAGAAUCUAGGUGAUCUAAGAGGCUGUAAUCUAGAAGGCAGUUAUCCAGAAGAGAUAGUGUCUUCAGUAAUAACAAUACAGAAUACAGAAUAAUGCAUGGGACAGAAAGGGAAUCUUAGGGCCUCGGCCGGGAUAUGUGAAUUUCACUGAAGUCUUUUUUAGAGGUUGUACUGAUUAAACGGAAGUACAAUUCCUGGGUCGUCCGCAUAUUUUAACAGUUUGUUUGAAACUUAUCAAGUUCACGCGCGACUGCCUCAAAGCAAAAAAAUGAAUAAUACUGUAAUGGUUACACACUAAGGGGGACAAAUAAAAAUUUCACAUAAAUAUCACAUAAACUUUGUCUGUAAACAAAUCGCUAAAUCAAUCGGUAUUUUAUCCAGAACAGCUAGUAAUUAUCACGUGCAUUCCUGUCGUAGUCGAACAUCAAGAAAUUCACAAUUCUUUACCAAGGACCUAGAACCUGGGACUGUCUUCCUGCAUCUGUUACAAACUUGUCAAACUUUUCUAUCUUUAAGAACAAAGUGCUAGAGUUUUAAUUAAAAUUGUUACUAAAUUAGUUUAGCCGCACUUCUUCGCAGCCCUUAUUUUUUAUAAUAUUGUGAUGUCGAGGUGCGGGCCUCUCUUUAUAAGCCUGGUGGUUUCUUGAGGUCUCCUCGCCUAACAACCUGCUGUAUCCUGUAAAAUUUGCUGUAAAAAAAAGGCUAAUAAAAAAAAUGAUGAUGAUGAUAGUGUCGCUCAUUAUUCUAUUUUGACAAGACUUAAUGAAAGUUUGCCGACCUCUCCGGACACCAACUUCCGAUUAAUCGAUCUAAAAAUAACUUUCAACUGGUGAAAUUCACAUAUCCCUCUGUGUCCCAUUAAUAGAUCAUCUCCUCGGAGUUACUGUUUAGAGGUUUUAACUGAAAGGGCCUUCGUACACUUUGCUGUGUGGUAACCAAUACAUUUUUGUUUUGUCUAAAAGGCUCAUCGUCAAAACUUUUUCGGAUCUCAUAUUCAAUGGAUCAUCCCCGGAUGGUACAGUAAAGACUGGUGGAAAGUUAGAAAUUUCUCAGGCUGCUCGGUGGAGGAAAUUCGACGGGUGGCGAGAAACUUUCUUGCAGUUCAAGAAGGUUAUAUAAAUAACACAGUUAACACCCUCAGUGGCCUGGUAAGACGUUUUUAAUUUUUACCACCAUAUAGAUAAUUAAAGCAGCUGUUACCCGCGAUUAAGGUUUUCACCUCCGAUCUUCAACUAAGCAAUGAGCUACACAUGUACAAGCUGUCAUCCACGAGUCUCAUUUAUUCUGUUUAAUAAGCAGCAAUCGAAAUUUGUUAUGCAAGUUUCCGAAAGAGAUUUACGCGGUCUAUGCGAACGUUUCUGAUCAAUUUCUAGUGUCUUCUAACAUUUAAAGGUUUGAAAGGUUGCCGACUUUUUGUCGGCCGUUUUUUGGUAUUCAAGGCAUAUUCUUCAAGGUUUGAAGAAAGGCCAAUCCAAAAAAACAAAAAACAAAAACAAAACAAAACAAACAAACAAAUGAUGAUAACGAUAAAUUAAAAAUUGUGAGCUGUUUAUUUCCCAACUGGUGGAAGACACGCACUGCCCCAUCUAUGAAUGGAAGAGACGAAUGUAGGAUGGUAAAGUGGGAAUCCUCUUGCUACGGCAAGUCCCGAUGACAUGAAUGAGUACAAGUUAUGAUUUCUUUAAUUUUCGUAUCAUUCGCUCACUUUAGACAGUAGACGAGUUUUUAACGAUGUAUGAAGCAGAGCUUCAAAAUUACUCCUUCCCGAACAACUCCUAUGCUGUCUUUGGAUAUGACUCGGCCUGGGUACUAGCCUCGGCUCUGGAGAAAACUGUGAUGCAGCUAAAAGAAAAGAACAUGUCUUUUGAUAACUUCUCGUACAAGAGUGCUAGCAUUAGACAGGAAUUACGCAGUGUGCUCUUACGAACAAACUUGAGUGGAAUCUCGGUACGCAUGGCUUUGUUUAUGUUUCUCUAAUAUAUCUGUGAUAUUCCUUAGAUCCUAAGACCAAUAAUUCAAGGGCGAAAAAUUCGCCUUUUUUUAGUAAGGAAUGUGGUUUUGUACGUGUCGUUCUCCUAUUUUGUCUGUUCUUUAAUAUCUGAAAUGCGGGUUUUGAGUGGGAAAUUUUCGGGGUAAAAGACCUAUUAAACAAGCAUUAACUUUGGAACGCCAUUACUAUCUGCUAAAGAUUCCGCUAUGGAAUCGAAAGCUUGUGUAUAAUACGUAUUUCCAACCUGGGAACUGAAUUUUCCUUUACUCUUCAUAUCAUUAUGAUAGGAUUAAGUAACACUUUCUUCCCUAAAAACAUUCCCUUUUGUUUGCUCAUAAGCAACCAAACAGAAAAUUUUUUAAACUGACUAAAAGCCUCAGCGGCCAAAUUCAUAGUUAUUAAAUAAAUGUCAUUAUUAAAAACUGAACAUUGGAUAAUGCAAUUCUAGCAUUUUGAUUGGCUUAGCCGUUAUGGUAUAUGAGCUAAUAUACCAUGUUCUCCAUAUAUGGUCGUUGUACGCGUCAGUUUAAAAUUGGAAGGUAGCUGAGUUUUUUUUCGGGAAGGAUAGAACGGCGUCCGAAGCAAAUCGUUUUAAUUCAUUUCUUAGAAUACUAGAAAUGCAAUUUCAACGAAAGAAAAAAGACAAAAACAAACAAAAAAGCCACAAGAGCUUGUUUGAAAGUUUGUCGAAAAACACAUGAAAACACAUGGAACUAAAGUACCUUGACCAGCUGUACAGUACCGCAAAUGAUCCCCAACCGCAAAUGAUCCCGAGACCGCAAAUGAUCCCCAAAAUGGACCGCAAAUGAUCCUCGACCGCAAGUGAUCCCUAAAGUCGACCGCAAAUGAUCCCGAAAGAAAAAUGGGAAUGACUUGGACUCAAGUUAGCGGAUCAUCGUGUCGAUUUUAUUAUUAUUACAAUAAGUCAGGUUAAAAGCUAAAUUUUACUUCUCAAAUAAAUAUAUGAAUAAAAACUAAAUGCUGCUUGUUCCAAUUACUUUUUUCCUGCUCUGGCGGGUAGUCUGAGGAAAACGUUUUGACUGAGCAAAUAGGAUUUUUGCCGCUUAUUUCAUACUGAGAGGUCAUGACACUCAUUUUCCGCGGUUAUUGUUGUUUCUGGUCGGCAUGAUUUGCCCUUUGAUGCAAGAGCAUUUCCUUUGGCCUCUUUUGAAAUGCAGUGCUCUUCAUUGCCGCUAAAUAAGGGUUUUAGGUUGUUUAAUUUUCUCCUAAGUGCCUCCUGGAUCGAAAUAAUCAUAAGCGAUUUUGUUUUAGUCCGUGAAUGUGACGGUUUCUUACGAUGUUUUGUCACGCGAUAACUACUGCUUACCUGGCUUUGCGUUUCUCAUUACCAGGUUUAGAUUCCUGGUAACUGUCUUCAGCAAAGCACAACAAAUGAACAUACAUAAAAACGCUAAUAUAACCAUUCACAACACGUUCAUGAGAUGUAAGAAAGUUGCUAUUUCGAAAUAAACCGAAACCUGUGGACAUUGAUAAGUUCGGGGGCAUUUUGACUUGUGUUUAUGUUAAAUCAUGUCUUGUUUCGUAACGAGCACCUAAGUUAGGAACAAAUGUCUUGCGGUUUAUCACGUAAAAUUAACACGUCAGAAAAAAAUCAAAAUGAAAUAUUCUGGCUGAUUAAUUUCACGCUUUCAAAAAGAUCAGUAAAGUCAAUAAAGCUCUUGUUAGGUAGAGGGUGCCCGGCUUUGUAUUCCUCAGUAGAAAAGUUGAGCUUCUAGGCGUUAAAAAUAAUUUUUCUGCGUAACGUCCUGCCUGUCUUAAAUUUUUCAAAAUAUGAAACAUUCUUGAAAGAAAAUUGAAACAAUCGAAAAAGGAAGAAGUAUACGGUUAAUACCAUACCUUUUCAGAUUUAUUCCAUUUUUUUUUUUUCGCCUUGUAUAAAUUGACCUGAGAUGUAGCGUCCUCCUUCCCUUCUUCUUUAAAAGGCGAGAGAAAAAGGUUUCUUUUUUAUAAUCAGUCGUUUUUUGUAAUCAGUCCCAUAAAAUCCAUUCCAUUCCUCAAGUUUUCACGGGAUCAUUUACGGUCGACUUUAGGGAUCACUUGCGGUCGAGGAUCAUUUGCGGUCCAUUUUGGGGAUCAUUUGCGGUUGGGGAUCAUUUGCGGUACUGUACACCAGCUACGAAAGAAGACAAGUGUUGUUUCUUCAUGAUCGCGAAGCCAUUCGCCGAUCGAGUCACUCGCCGAUAGAUAACUGCAGCUUGUUUAUCCGACAUCAAGAAUAUAAAUCACAAGUAACCAGCUACAAAUACAGGCUAUGCAGCCAUUCACUAGAGCAAUCGAGGCGGCAGUAUAGAUUCUUUUCUCGUUCAGCAAAACCAGCGUGUGGCUUCAAACAACUUCAUAACAAGCGACCGAGGUAAUACCGGUAGUUUUUCUCCGUUGUUAUUACUUUUACAACUGCACCGAAAAUCCAAAUUCAUAGUAAUUUCGACGGCUGUCACUUAAAAAUUCCUUUCCUUCACAUUAUCUGCCAGGUUUUUUAAGCUGUUCUGCUUUGUAAAAUCCUAGAAUCACGAUGAUUUUUUAAAAAACUAAUGUUCAUCGCCACAAUGUUUUGAUUUUUCAUUCAUGCAGUCUAGGCGAGUCCGUUCGCGCGUUGACAGUUUUGAUAGACGUGUGACAUGUCAAUAGCGGAAGUCCCUUGUCUUUUCCGGUUUGUUCUAGUUGGGGCGAUUCAACGAGAUUUUGUGGGCGUUUUUAAUAAAACAAUUAUUCCACUCGGGCUUGUUGGAUAUGAAAUGAUUAUAGCCAACUCGGCGCUAUGCGCCUCGUUGGCUAUCUAUUAUCUCAUAUCCAACGCGCCCUCGUGGAAUGAUUGUUAAUUAUUCACCUUGAAAAAAAAUACAAGGUGUGCACUGUCCCUAUCUUCAUGGACUGUUUUCACGUCUUAUUUCUGCCAAGUUCUAGUAAGCAUUCUGAACCAUUCCAAGCAACCAUCACUACUUGUUAAGUUUAUGGUCACAGCGUUAACCAGUUGGUUUGGUUUCAGGGAUUCAUAAAGUUCGAUAAAAACCAAGAAAGACUUAACAUGAUUUGGAUUAAACAGUUUCAAGGUAACUUAAGCCUUCAAUAAAGAAUUGUAGACUGUAAAAAUCACACUUAACGAAUUAAGUCAUUUGUUUGAAAACUCAAGUAAAUUUAGACUCUGCUGCUGAUAAAUUAAAGUAAGUAACUUAUUAUAACUUUUUUAGGAGAUAAAGAAGUCAAAGUGGGUUACUUUGAUCCCGAACGUCACAACUUAAGAAAGGGAGAACUCACCUUCUUCGCUGGAGAGAACUUCACAUGGCCAGGUAUGGCGGAAUAACGUCAACUUUGUGAUCAAUAUAACAUAACACAACAUAACAUAACAUAACAUAACAUAACAUAACAUAACAUAACAUAACAUAUAACGAUCCAAAGUUUUUUUUCAGCAUUAUACGCCAUGAGUGAUAUUUUUGUAAGUGCUGGAUGUUAUUUCGAAAUCAGUCUGCGGGACAUGUUUUUUCUAAAAUCACCCAUAACCCCCUCAAAAGUCAAAUGGUCGGCCGCUAAAAUCCACGAAACAUUCUCUCCAAUUGGUAAGGCACUGUGGCUGAGCGAUAAGACAUGAGACUUUAAUAAAGUUCAUUAUUAGUAUUAUUACUCAGUAGAUAGACUCUGAUCUGUCAAUCAUUUCUAAAGCCUUUUGAAACAAUAGGGACCAAAACUCUCUUAAGGAGAGGGGAUGAAUUUGUUUCUACUUACCCCUACCCGGAAAGAACGUACGUACGUACAGACGGACGUACGGUGACGCCAUAACCAAAUUUUCUGGUAUCGAUAGUUUUCCAUUUUCUCUUAAUUAUGGAGGCUCCGCUAAAAAAGCAAUCGCGUCAUUUAUUCACUGGAUAGAGAAUUAUUCAGUGGAAAGCGUUAUUAUCCACCCUUGGAAUAAUUGGGGCCUGUGGGAACUCAGGCACAUCUGGGUCGCCUUCACGCCUUUAGUCGAAAUUUUGUUUCGGAAAAUAGGAAAUCUUAGUUUAGGCCUGUCUUGUGUUCAAGGUUCAAUUCUGUCCAUGCAUUGUGUUCCAGACUGGUGCAAACAUGCACGCCAAGUUCAAUUUAAGGAUUUUAAGGGCUUAGUCCUAGACACAUCUACUUUAUCUAUGUAUCCCGGGUACCACCAAAUUUUAUUAAGAUAACUAUUGAUCGACCACUUGCGUGGUGAAGGCGAAGCCAUACUUCUUUGUGAUAACUUACAAAAUAAGUUAGGUCAUUUCCGUACUGAAAAUACCGCGCUCCUACUGGAUGACUAUUAUAAUGGCCUGAUACGAUCUUACUUGUUAUAAUAAUGAAAAUGAGAAUAUAACAAUGAUUAUUACUUCGAGGAUGCUGCUGAUGAUUUGCGAAUAAACAAUAGUAACAUUUUGUUGUGAAAACUCAAUUAAUAUCUUCUUCAGAUGGAAAACCUCCCAAAGACAAGGAUCCUUUAAACGAACGUUUAAUCAAGACAAACUUGACGCUGUUUUAUGUGAUGAGUUCCGUGGCUGCAACAGGGCUGCUCACAGCUUUUGGAUUACUUUUUGUCAACUAUCACUUCAGGUUUCACAGGUAACUACAUUCUUGAAGAAGCAAAGAUCGUGAUAGAAAAUCAGAUACUUCCAUAUUCUACAGCAGGGGCAAGUACUCAACGUGCCUGAUGACAUUUGCAAACAUUCAAAGAAGAUAUAAUAAACAAGUAAUUCCUUGUAACGUAGAGGGGCUUGUCCUCUCCCGUCUCCUUCAUCAAUAGCCUACAAAUACAGCCGUCUCUCCCUCGCUGUCUUCUGCUAGCCGAGUGGCGAGUAGCGAAAAGGGACGGCUGUAUUUGCAGGCUUCUCAUCUAGAUCAUCUUUCUUCAGUCCUUUUCUGUUUUCCAAAAACGCAUGUUAAAAUAUCAUGUUUAUCUUAAUUUGUAUUUGUAUUUUAUUUUUACUCCAUCCUAUCAUAAUACAUUAGUUUUACGAUAUUAAUUAGUACAAGGUUGUUUAAACUACGUGUACAUAAGAAAAAAAAAAGAAGAAAAAAUAGAAUGGAGAAGGGCACAUUAUAGUAAAACUAAUUAUGGCCCUUGAACAAAAUUGACUUUAUUCUAUUAUAGCUUUGUUAUUCAUUAAAACACAAACACGCGCGCACGCACACACACACGCACAUAAGUCAAUAUUGAGCAAGAUAACAUUUUUUAAGUGCUAUUUUUAAAAGGAUUUUUGAUGAUUUAUUGUGAAUAGAAAUGGGGAGAUCGUUCCAAUAGUAUUUUUCAAUAACGGUAGGACAAAACUUUCGAAUAUUAAUUCUUGAGUAUCUGAAGAUUCUUAUCUCGUUUAAUUUUUCCCCACUGCUGCUAGAUAUAGAUUAUACAGACUACAGCAAGAGCUUUUUUAUCUUGUUUGUAAAGUUAAGUUUGCUGAGUCUUCUCAGUUAUUAGUAUAGGCGACUUUUCGUGUGUUCGGGGUUGGGAUUCGCUCCACUAUUUUAGACAAGAAAGUAAAGACGGUGGUACCACAUAUAAUGACCCGCUAUGGCGGUCACCCUACGUAAAGUGCACUUUUCAAACCGGUACAGCUAUACCGAUUUUCUUUCAGUACAAAAACUCUUCUCGAACAGUGGUGGGGGUUCUUUUUCUUUUACGUCCCUCAAGAACCAGAAAAGUGAAAGUGCUGUGAGACAGGACCUAAGGUUUUUAGUUAUUAUCUGAGAAGACGAGAAAGUCUAACUAAAAUAUUUUUUAGAUGUCAUUCCCAAAGGCAGCACUUUCUUCUCAGUUAUUUAAAGACCCUGAGUGUCGGUCCGAACGGGGUUUGAAUCCGCGACCUCUCUUUCAGCAUACCGGUGCUGUCCCAACUGAACUAACCAGGCGGCGGCUAAAGACCACGCUUAAUGAGUAUUUCUAUGAUCCUACAUGAAGCGGCUAUCUCUACCAGGUGGCCAACAGUUCAUAAGCCCAGAAGGUAGCUGCUAUAAACAGGUUUCACUGCAGUUGUAGUCUGUCAUUAUGGGAUAACAGUUGAUGACAGCAUUACCGUAUUUUUACUCGAUUGAGUGACCGGGGCGCCUAUCAAAAGUUUUUGGAUCUAGAAAGUAGGUGGUUAUUCGAGGUUGGCGCUUUUCCCUAUUUUCAGUAAGUAGUAAGUGUAUUCGGCAACAAACAAUAAAUAAUGACAAAACGUGGCGAUGUACCAAGGCAGAAUUGUAACCGUCCAUGGAAAGUUUCUGUAAAAUACUAAGAAAACUCGGUAUUUGGGGAAAUUUAUCAGUACCACUUAAUUUCAUUGUCCUUGUCAGUAAGGUCAUGUUUGGGGGGUCGGGCGGGAUUAGGUAGGUGAGCGCUUAUUGGAGGCUGGUAGCUCAUUAACGUUUCCUACAUAUAGGGGCGGUUAUUCGAGGUGGGUUAAUCGAAUACAUACGGUAUCUUUCUUUCAGUGUAAUAAGGCAAUCAUCGCCUAGGCUCAACAAUGUCAUUGUGACAGGCUGUUUGCUGUUUUAUUGCUGUGUGUUCUUGUACGGAGCAGAGGCUUUUGUUGAGUCACGUGGUACACAUACUGUCAUCUGUAAGGUAAGUGAAUAUUGUAGCUAAAAUUUGUUUCAGGUUAAACCGGUAUUCAACUUCUUUAGUUCCAAUCAGAAUUGCCUUUGCUCCCUUUUUUCAAUGCUACGACAGGUUGGUUUUCUCAGUAUUUCGGCGCUUGCAUUGGAUCGAGUGCGCUGACGUCACUCGAAACAGCGCGAUCAUUGACUCAUUCUCCCCCAGGGAAUGCGACGUCAUAAAGUAAUUAAAAACCAAUAUAAAGAGAGUAUCAAAGUAGACCUCUUCCUUUAUCUUUACAGAGGAAAUCAGUAGAGGAUGUUUUCAAUCAGCUUAGCCGGGUUUUCCUCAGCUUUUAAUUUACGAGAAAAGAUUAAUAACAAUCCUCUUAAUCAAUCACCUACCGCCACCUAUAAUAUUAACUGUUCAAAAACUGAUCCAUUUUGUUUAUAAUAGGUUAGACGGGGGAUGUGCUCUCUCAGCUUCACUCUCGCCUUUGGCACGAUGUUUGUAAAGACUUGGAGAGUUUACAAAAUUUUUACCAAUAAGCAGCUUUGUAAACAGGUAGUUUUAAAAGUGACCUCCUAGUUUGUGUUUCAUUUAAUUAAGUAAAUGACAAUCCUGUUUUGCUCAAGGACCUCAAGUUCCUGACGGAGUAUAAAAAGUGUUUUACCUGAUUCUCGCUACCGUGUCAGUGGUACAUGCACUGUAAUGUUACUAAUUGUCAGUGAAAAACAUAACAAAGUUCCUCAGUAAAUUAUCGAAGACAAGGUAUGGACCAAAAGAGGAGACGCCAUAAAUAUCAGAUAAGACGUUAAAGUUUAAUUUCCUUAGUGCCAUUUUGAGAAAGGCUUCAAAGACAACGAAGUUUUCAUUUUGUUGGUUUGGUUUCAGGGAGCUAACAAGAAAACUAACUGGCUCAUUUAGCUUCCUAGCUUGCACAUUAUUUUUAUUUAAUUUAGUUAGUCUUCAAUUGUAAGUAAAUCUAAUAGAUUGUAAUAUCGACCAUGUACAUCGAUGGUUAUUUAACAAUUAUUUCAUACGACAUCAUGAACUGAAGAAUUUGGCAGAUCGGAAAAUAUUUUCAAUGAAUAAUUAACAAUUAUUGGACGAGGUUGAGCAAAAUAUCAGGAUUUGUCAGUGGAGUCACCACUGAAAAAUCAAGAUAUUUUGCGAGGCCGAGUUCAAUAAUUGUUUUAUCAUUCGGUCACUGAGUUUGUUUUUAAAUGAAAAUCACUCUCUGAAAUGUCAGUAAAACGAUCUGCCAUUUUCACGCAAGAGCAACCGCAAGGAGCAGAAAAACGUGGUUUCAUUUACGCAUGGGCAGAAUAUUAUUCGCAGCCAAACACGGUUGGACGACAUUGUGCAUAAGCAGACCACUAUUUCUAGGCAGCUAUUGGCAGGCCACGUGGUGGGCUAGCUUUCGACCAAUGAAAAAGAAGAAAAAUUUGCAUCUAAUGGUAAUUAGACAUAUUGAAUUUUAUUCCCUCAGAUAACGAUUGUUGCUUUUCUCUCUUUAUCUUUCCAGCUGGGUAUGCUUCACGAUCGUCACUUGUUGGCCAUUGUGUUUGGACUUGUUUGUUUGGAUGUGGUAUACAUUACAGCUUGGGAAAUAGCAGAUCCUAUUACAAGUUACGUGCAACAUUUAGGCAGGGUACGUAAGUAAAGUAAGCAAGAAAUGAACAAGAAAGGAAAAUGAACAAAACCUGUUUGAUAUCGCCAAGAAGUAAAAUAUGUAAACAGAGAGCUGAGGAAUGUGUUCUUUGGUGGGUAAAGAGGUUAGCUUGCAAAAACGUUUUAACUAUCUAACUGAUAACCUCGUCCCGGAGAGGGUGAAAUCAAAGAGAGUUAUUUAUUUAUUUGACGGAGUUUAGAAGCUGCAUCUGCCAGAAAAAAGAACUUCUAAGGCUGACGAAUCGAGUGCGCAAGUACUAAACAGAAGUGAAGAAAAGUGGGUGACGUCAAUCUAAAACCGAUCUUGUAAUCUAAUGAUAAAUACAGGUUAGCUAUAAACAUCUAUGAAACACCAACAAUCAACAGUCGCCAAAAUUAAACUAACAGAGAUCAAAAUCUGCUUCCCCCGCUUUGUUCCACGAUGGAGGCAGCACGUUGUCUCUAUGUUACUGCCAGGGUUAAUCUCUCACUUUCAGUCGCAAAUAAUCAUCAGUACUCGAACACGAUUGUCUUUUUCUGCUCCAGCAAAUUAGUAAUCGUUUCUAUUGAUACUAUGGAAAGACUCACUCUUAUAGUGGAAUAGUAAUUGUGGAAUUUUUCGACAAGUGUGCGGUGAUAAUAGAAAAGGUCGUGAUUUUAGUUUGUUACUACAUUUUUGCAGGAAACAACCCCAGAUGGCCGGGAGAUAUCUCACGGCAAAGUUCUAAAUUGCACUCUCAAUUACAGGAGCCUGUGGUACAUGUUCUGGGCGAUAUGGAAGAGUCCUUUCCUGGUUAUUGGGCUUUUUCUUGCCUGGGAAACACGAAAUGUUACUUUGGCCUCUCUAAACGACUCCAAGUAUAUCGGCAUGAGUGUUUACAACGUUGUUAUUAUGACACUGAUCACUGUUCCUUUGUCUUUUGUUAUUGACCAUGGAAAUAUUGACGCUAAAUUCGCGUUGUUUGGAACAUUGUUUAAUGCCGUAUCUACUUUUACGCUGCUUUUGUUGUUCGUGCCAAAGGUGAGAAACGUAAUACUGAAAUAAAGUUAGGGUCGAGCUGGUCGAGGUCACCUUCUCCCGGGGGACACCCUUAUUAGGCCUAAAUGGGUAUGUACCGCCCAAUUAGGAAAUGAAUAGUUCAGUUUCGAAAUAUUACGUCUUAUGCAGCUAGCGUGUACAAUUUCAUCUAGCGUCGUCAAUCCAAGGUGUCUUUCUGGACUGGAAGCCUUGACCAGGAUGUUAACGUUAGCGUUGGACUUCGUACAUGUCCCUUACCAAAAAUUUCUCAACCCCAUUAUGUGAUUUCUGUCAUUUAUGCGUUUCUUAAUAGUUAUGAUUUUGUAUGCGAAAUGAAACUGUCCACUAUGAACCACUCGGCCCAGCAAAAAAGUAGUUGAAAAAGGGAGGGGAUCCUUAGGGUUUGGCAAUAUUUCAGGUCAACUGACGGAUUUGAUUUCUCAAACACGGAAAUAUAUAAUCUGUCAGAAGCCUAGGCUCCUGAAUCUGUCUACCAAGGCUGAAAAAUUGUUACCGUUUUCUUUUCUGGAUGCGGAAAGAUUUUUUCUACUAAUAAUAGCCCACGCUCGAUAUAUUAAAUUUCUAACAUGACCCCGAGGCUUUAGGGACAAAUUGCAAAUCUUUCACAACUCCAUUGUCUCGCAUUUUCCAGAAGAGACUUAAGCACAAAGAAAACCGAUUCAAAUAUUGAAAAAUGAACAGCAAGCCUCGGAGUCAUGUUAGCAUUUUAAUAUAUCGAACGUGGGCUAUUGAACCAAUAGCUCUUAUUCAAGAUGCCGCUUUAAUGGGACAAAGGACAGAUUAACAACUUAAAACCGUUGAAACGGCUCUAAUCGCAUUAGAAGAUCUGUUGCAAAAACUUUUAGCACUUCAAAACAUCUCGGAAGGAGGUCGCAAAACUUGGUCCUAACUAUCAAUGUCUUUUUUCUUCGUAUUUUGAGCCACAUACUGUGAAACAGUUCACUAAAAACCUAAAUCACAAACAAACACACAGCUCAGUGAACCUCGUGGGGAGGCUCCGCCCAGAUAUCCUACCACUAGCUCCUUUCGUAUUCCUUCCGCUGAAAAAUGAUACAGCUUUAACAAGCCUAUUGAAGAAGAAUAAAUCGCUAAAACAUGUAGUAUGCUUGUCGUUUUCGUGUCAUGAUGUUAUAUUAAUACAUUUCAAUGAUAUAGCCAUAAUGCGCGUCUUUUUGAAACAUUUUAAUAAAGGCUCUUCUAAAUAGAUGAUAGAUUUUCUUACCCUUUGAUAUACUUCAUCUAGCGAAUUGCCUAUUCUUUCAUAUACCUGAAAAAGGGUUCCCAUUCGGGCAGAGCCCCUCCGUUUAGGCCAGUUCAGGGAGUGCUCUUCCGGACUAGUGAACCAGUGAACACUUUACGCCUCAAUCAGACGCAACUGUGAUAUCACCUUUGCUGCGAUAGCAAUUCCAAGAAGCAAAAGACUAAUUAAAAAUGGUUUGUUUUUCAUAGUAUAAAUUAACUUCCCCGCGUACAGGAACACUCAUAAGUAUACCGUGGUAAUGGUUUUGUACGUUCUCUUCUUGACCACCAGAUUAUAAAGCUAAGGGAUGAAGUAGCCAGCCCAGAGCGGGCGCAAAACACUAAUCAUGCGGCAAAGUCUUUUAACGACUCUUGCUUGGAGCAUCACGAUGGUCGUAACGGUUACCGUCGACAUGAUGAAUGCCCGCAUUGCAAGUGUAGCUAAGAAAGAGAGUGGAAACAAAGUUUGGAUCAAGCUUUUUGAUGAUGUUAAGCAGUCGAUCAGGAAGUGCACAGUCAUGUGAUAAUGGACUGUUCCUUCACUGUUACCGUCUUGCCUCUGCGGAGAAAUCUUAAGUUCGACUUCCUGCGUCGAGAACUGAAUUAUUAGAUAAACAUACUUUCAAUUUUCCGCAGUCACUUCAAUAAUUAGUCAUAUUUGUAAAGCAUGUAAUCCUGGUUUGUGAAGGGUUUGCUUUGUGAGUAGAGUUAUCCGUGAGUAAUUAACCCUUGAAACAUCAUGUAAU